UGAACGAACAUCCCCGCAACAAGCAUGGCGGCGCUCCUGAGAUCAGGAAGUUUUCUGAGGAUUUUUAGCGGUUUUAGGCACUCGUUAGCCUCUAAUGCUCCUCGUUAUGAAGCCGUUACGAUCCAGAAGCUUCAAUCUACACAGUUAUACGCUUCCAUCACGAGAUCCUUUGCCGCACAGAAACCUCUUGAAAAUGCCACAGCAGGACAAGCUGCCACACCUGGUCUGGACAAAGCUCUGUACCGUAUUGACACAGACAUUCGGAGAACAGGACGCAUUUCCAAGAAAGACAUCGAGGAAAUAUAUGGAGAAAUGAAAUCCCUUAAGUGCGCAACAAGUACACAAAGUUUACUCCUGAUCCGAUGCUGUGGCAGUCUUGUACCUGAGGAGUUGCCUGAAGUGAGAACCAAAUUAGUGCAAGACAUUUGGGGAACUCUUCACCAGCUUAGCAUCCCACUAGACAUCAGCCACUACAAUGCUCUUCUUCGGGUAUACUUGGAGAAUGAGCACAAGUUUUCUCCAACAGAAUUUCUUUCCAUGCUUGAGCAAAAUGGCAUUGAACCAAACAGAGUGACAUAUCAGCGCCUCAUAUCAAGAUACUGUCAGGAAGGGGACAUUGAUGGUGCUAGCAAAAUCCUUGAAUUUAUGAAGGAAAAAGAAUUACCAGUGAGUGAGAGUGUUUUCAAUGCUCUAAUUAUGGGACAUUCCAGGGCCAAUGACAUGGACAGUGCCCGAGGUGUCUUGGGUGUCAUGCAAGGGGCUGGUCUGGAGCCCAGUUCAGAGACUUACACAGUGCUCAUGGUGGGCUUAGCAGAGCAUGGGGACAUGGAAGGGAUCAAGGCCACGCUGGCAGAGUGCGGAGCAGCUGACAUUUUCCUUCAUGACAGGGAGCUUAUGGAGGUUAUUUAUGCACUGGCAGUAAAGGGUCAUGAUGGAUCUGUGACAGAGAUGACAGAGAAGCUGCAGAAGGUGUCUGGUUACCAGCAGGACACCAUGAACCUGAUUUACAGAUUGUUGAAUGCAGGAUGCGACAAGGCUGCUUAUGAGAUGUUCCGUACUAUGAACAUGCCGCAGAAUGAAGAGGGAGAGAUAGCUCCUGUUGGCACAUUCUUCAUCAAACAUCUUGUGAAAUCUAAUAUGCCUGUUUCCAAAGUCGUGAGUUACUGCCAAGAGUUCAAGAAGGAAGGGCUGAACAUGUAUGCCCUGGAAAGAGCUCUUGAAGCUACCCUGAACACUGGGAAGCCUGAUGCAGCACUUGCCUUGAUGAGGGUGAUGAGGGAGGAUGGGGCACCCUUAAGAGCACAUUACUUUUGGCCCAUCAUUGUGCAUUACAGCAAACUCAAGCAGAAAGACAUGGUUUACAACACAGUGAAGGAGAUGAUCUCACUUGAGGUGCCCUUAACCUUAGAAACUUUCAAGGACUAUGUGAUCCCUGGAACCAUUGACAAGGAGGUAGACCAUGAGGCUCUGAUCUCCGCUCUGAAGGACUGCGGCAUGUCUGUCCCAGCCAUCAUCAACAGCUGCGUUGCUUACCACCUCGACAGUGGUGACGUAGUGGCAGCUGCUGAUUUGUUAUCCAAAUACAGAACAAGAGUCACCCCAGUUCUACGCAGGGAAUUAGCGACUACCUUUGUGAAGACAGGAGAAGCCAUUGCAACUGUCAACGUCCUGGGCCAGAUGGUCACUAACAACCAGGAAACAGCUGGAGAAGCAGACAUCGAGGGAGAUUCUGCAGAAAGCAAACCCAAGGCCAAGGAACCUCAGGAUGUGGCAGGGAUGUUUCUUUUGGAUAUUAUGUUCCUCACCCGGAACACCCAGGUGGCUGAAAGAUUGGAGAAAUUGCUCCAGGCUAUGGAAAGUAGGGGUAUAAAUAUCAGCAGUAACUGUGCCUCUGACAUCCAAGCUCGUCUUGGCGAAAAUGCAACCAGCACUAUCACUAGUCUGUUAGAACGACUCUCAUCAGGAGACCUUACCCUCCAGCCACUUUCAAGAGAAAAUCAAGGUCCCUUGAAUACACAGAGCAUAGCAGAAUUGGAACGCCGCCUGACCGAAAUGCAGAUCAAAAACAUGCCAGGGACCCCAGUACUAAGCCAGCUUCUGAUCUCAUAUGCACGUAAUAAGCAAGUAGAAAAGGCAGAGGAAGUGAAGAGGAAACUAGAGGCAGAGGAGUUCCCCAUUGGUGUGGGCCAGUCAGUCCUCCUCAUCGACAUGUAUGUAAGUGCAGGCAAGCUGGAUGAUGCCCUGAGGGAGCUAGCAGAGAUGCAGAAGAGAAACCCUGAUGUAAAGCUGACGCCCUUAAAAGUGAUGAAGAUUGCACAGCUGAUGCUUACAGAGGGAAGAACUGAUGAUGCCAUAAAGCUGAUAGGAGACCAUGCUCCUGAACAUGUGGAGAAGAGGGAGGACUUGGUUGUCAGUAAUUCCUGCUGGCGAAUGGUCAAUGUUGUGGCAGAAAAGGGUGACCUCUCCUCCGUCAAACGCCUCUUGGAUGUUGUGCUUGAUAAACAGAUUGUUGAACCAACUUCUACUAUCCUUGGACCACUUAUAAAGGCUCAUCUUGUGAAUGAUAACUUAAGUGGAGCAAUGGAAGAGUUUGAAAGAAUUUGCAAAGAAUAUAGAGUAACACCAUGGAAGCACGAACUUACUCAGCGAUGCAUUAAACUAGAGGACACGGAAAAGCUUCAAAAGAUUAUGGACCUCAGCAUUGAAGUCCAUGGUGAGAUGAACAGUUUGUACGACCUGGUGUUUGGGUUCAUAGAAUGUGGCAGGAUCAAGCAAGCCAAGAAAAUCCUAGAGACUCCAGGAUUGCGUGCCCGCCAUAACAGGCUUGAACAGCGCUGCAAGAGGUACUUGGAGGAAGGGAAGAUCACAGAGCUAGAGAAUCUUGUGGCUGUUACUCGGGACAUUUUUGAUGUUGAUAGAAAUAUGAUGUUCAUGUAUCUCCUUCAAGCCUAUGAGAAGCAGAAUGACUGUGACAAGGCCCUGGGCAUCUGGACAUCAAUGCAAGAAGAGAGUAUUGAACCAAGUGAUGCCUUUCUCCUGAAGCUUGGCAAAAUGCUGAAGAAGCAUAGCCGAGAAGUACCCUUUGUUAUGCCUGUUGAACAGAUAGAGGUUUCCAGUCCUUCGGAAACAAAAGCUCCUUCCUCUGCCCCACCUCAGCCGAAGUCAAAGUUCCGUACAGCUCUGAAGGAGAAGGACUUAGCUACUGCCAUAAACCUGAAAACAGAAAUUGAAUCAUCCGGAGGACAGUUGAAUUUACGCGAGAAGUCAGAACUGAUAGAGGCUCUGGUCCAGCAAAAUCAGCUGACUGAAGCAACAAGGUUAACAAGGGAUAUGCUAGUGGCUGGUGCUCACCCCAUUCCACGUAUCUUCAAGUAUCUCAUUAAUGAAUUGGCUAAAGGUGGCGAUGUGGAGAACUUGACCUCCUUCGGGAAGUACAUAUCAGAGACAGUCAAGAAAAAUGUCUCGUAUGACAAUCGACUCAGCAACGCAUACCUGGCAAGUGGUCGUGUGAAUGAAUGCUUGGAUGGCCUUAUCCAUGAAAUCGAUACAGCUUCUGAGGAUGACAUCCCACACCUCAAGCAGAAGUUCCCUAGAGGUGGCAUUUUAGGCUUCAUGGAGAAGGAGCCCAGCAGUGUAGAGAAAGUGAAGGUGCUGAGUGACAAGUAUGCUGCAAAGGGCUUUGUAGGUCCUGCAAACAGUCUUUGGCAGCAUCUCUUCUGUGAAGGCCGACAUGAAGAGGCACAGGAGAUUUACAACAAAUAUCUUACUGGGAAAAAUGAACGCAUCAUGUUCAAGAAAAUAUUGUUGAAAUCUCGAGAGAAUCACAAUACAACCUUAGUGGCAAAACUGAGUGAAACAUUAAAUGCCAGACAAGAUACUUCCAGCAUUGCUAAAGGAUUGGUAUACAGCUGCUGGGUUGAUAUCCUUUGUAACACAAGCAAAUAUGACGAAGGCCUGUCAAUAUUGGAGGAGAGCCUGAAGCACCUCUCACUGGCAGAUUACAACACAACAGCUCUCACCAGACUAAAAGCAGGCCUGGAGAUGUCAAACAAAACAUUCCCAUACACGAUCCCAGAAAAGGUAAAGACAGAUCGAAAGAAUGCAAAGAGCAGCAGCAGCAGCAGUAGUGAUAGUGAUUCAGAUUAGAGGAGUCGAUAUUU
Messenger RNA from Penaeus vannamei (Pacific white shrimp), 4160 nucleotides. RefSeq names its product bicoid stability factor (gene bsf). Gene Ontology annotation, cellular component: mitochondrion; nucleus. Gene Ontology annotation, biological process: regulation of mitochondrial translation. The record is from RefSeq and is a predicted model, not a curated record. NCBI's taxonomy places the organism in Eukaryota, Metazoa, Arthropoda, Malacostraca, Decapoda, Penaeidae. Gene Ontology annotation, molecular function: protein binding; mRNA 3'-UTR binding.